CCCUUAUUCUCUCACUCACUCUCAGGUGUCAAUCUCUCUCUCUCUCUCUCUCUCUCUCUCAACCCUCUCUAAACCCUAAUCUCUCUCAACCGAUCGAAUUAGCCUUCUUCAGCCCCGUUUGAUCUAAUCUCAGAGCGAUUGGUGAUUCAUCUCAGAUCCAAUCUCAGAGCGAUUAGCAAUUUCGAAGCUCUAUCGCCUCUACCAUCUGCAUCGGCGAGAGAAGCGAGGACCAUCGUCUACUAAGAAUGUUUUGAUUGAGGAAGUACUUGAACCUGGAGUAAGAGUUACUGUUGCUAUGGGAACCAAUCACAAUUUGGACGCAAUUGAAUCUUAAAAUUGUCAACUAGCAAGAUGAUUGGAGAGAGUUCAAAAAAAGCAGAGAAAAGAAUUAGAAAGGAGCGUGAAGCUAUAAUUGCUGUGACAAUGGAUGAAAGAAGAAAUGCAUCAUUCAGAAUUUUAGAUGAGUGUUCUACUUCUCCACAUGUUGAAUCACAUGAUAUGGAAGGAGUUGUAGACUCCACUCAAGUACCAAAGAAGAAAACUAGGGGGGCAUCAAAGUUAAAGAUGCAUGACAAAGGAAAACAAAAGUGUGAUGAAAUUGACUUCAAUGAAAGGAAUCAGCAUGUGAGACUUGAGUCAGUUAAACUAUCGACUUUAGAAGGGAUCUUGGUGCGAGAGACGGUGCCAAUAACCAUAGAGAGAUGGCCUGAUAUUCCAGAAGAGGUUAAAGACAAGCUAUGGGCCUGUGUGAAGCUUAGAUUCAAAAUACAUGAUUGCCAUAGGAAACACAUCAUGCAAAAGUUUGGUAGAUUAUGGCGCUCACACAAAUCUGAACUAUCACGAAAAAUAAGACCUCUUGGUAAAAGUGCUAAGCUAGCACACAAUAUUGUCCUCACCAAACCUGAUAAUGUAGAAAUGGUUGAAUGGAAAGCAUUUGUGAAACAACGAACUUCCAAAGAAUUUAAGGCAAAGAGUAAAAGAUUUAGGGCAAUGAGAAAAAAGCAAACCCUCUUUCACACCAUAAGUCAUAAAGGUUAUGCACAAUUAGAGGAUGAAAUGAGAAGAGAAAGUCGAGCACCAUCAUCCAUAUCAAGAGUUGAUGUUUGGAUUAAAGGGCAUACAAGGAAGGAAGGAAAAUCCAUGAAUGAAGUGCUUGAUGUAAUUGUGAAAAAUGUUCAAGAACUUCAUAAGGCUUCUACUGAUGAGGGUCCAAAAUCUAUAAAAGAUGAUGUGAUUUUUCAUACUUUUGGUCCCGAGCAUCGUGGGAGUGUACGAGGGCUGGGAUUUAGGGCAAUACCAUCUAAGGUUGAUGCACAAGUACACCAAAAUGAGCAUGUGAGAAAACUUGAAAGCGAGGUGCUGGACUUAGAACAACAACUCGAUGAGAUAAGAGCCAUGCUUAUCAAAGAAAAAAGGCAAAAUGAUGGUACCAAUCCCUCCCAAAGAAGCUCCGAUCUACUCCAAUCUACUCCUCAUGACAACCUUCCAACUUCAGUGAAUGAAGUUGGUUCUGUUACUGAAAGCAUUGAAGCUAUGAAAUUAUCUAAACGUGGUGGUUCUUCAAUUGUAAACCUUCCAACUGGUUUAGAUAUGGAUCAAAGUAAUGGUGUGUCGAGCUUAGCAAAUGUCAAAUGCAAGUUGUUGCAUUGGGAGGGGUCAAACUUGGUGGUAGCAAAAGGCCAAAUUGCAUCAAGGGAUCCCAAGUCAAAGGUGCAUCAUGCAACUCUUGGAGCUUUGUGUUGGAAAGUAUGGGUGAACCACGUAACAGUCAACGUGCCGUUGUUUCGUUCUACUCGUGAGAUGUAUGAUCUUCAAGAUGCAAUAGGAAGUAUAGUUGCAUGGCCUAGUCAAUUCAUUAUUUUGGACUAAAUAUUGGACUAAUUGAUUUACGAUUUGUAGUUAUACUUUUUGGAUGUUUAAAGUCGUAUUUUAGAGAUUAGCGAAUCUUAUGAUUUGGAUACUUUUUUU
Camellia sinensis is the source of this 1968-nucleotide messenger RNA. The record is from RefSeq and is a predicted model, not a curated record. Lineage: Eukaryota; Viridiplantae; Streptophyta; Magnoliopsida; Ericales; Theaceae.